Messenger RNA from Dacryopinax primogenitus, 1113 nucleotides. RefSeq names its product nagb/rpia/CoA transferase-like protein. Lineage: Eukaryota; Fungi; Basidiomycota; Dacrymycetes; Dacrymycetales; Dacrymycetaceae. Gene Ontology annotation, cellular component: eukaryotic translation initiation factor 2B complex. The transcript has 7 exons. Gene Ontology annotation, molecular function: translation initiation factor activity; guanyl-nucleotide exchange factor activity. Bases 1 to 1113 code for a protein of 370 amino acids. The record is from RefSeq and is a predicted model, not a curated record. Gene Ontology annotation, biological process: translational initiation.
AUGUCUCCUCUGUCAGAAAGCAGUGAACGACCUACAUCUUCGCCUACUCAACAGCCAUUCGAUGUGCUCCACUUCUAUAAGAACCUCUUGACUGAUGAGGAUCUUCCAAUGCCAAUAGCUGCUGUUGCUUCCCUUACAGAACUAGUGGACCGUUCGUCCGCACAAACGAUGUCACAACUGGUGCACGAGCUGCAAUCGGGCGCCGACAAACUUAAGAGAGGAACUGCGAAUCCGAUCUCGUUAUCGGCGGGAUGCGACUUGUUUGUGCGCUAUGUGACCACAACACGGCAGGAGCAUGGUGACUUCGCCUUAUACAAAAGAGAGAUCGUAGAACAAGGCCGCGCAUAUGUCAACCAAUUACCCACAGAAUCAAGGUCCAAGAUUUCGAAGUUCGCGCUAGGGUUUAUCCAGGAUGACGCUGUUAUCCUCACACAUUCCUACUCUCGCGUUGUCAUGCAAGCGCUACUUGCAGCACAUCGAGCCCGCAAGAGGAUAUCGGUUUACGUGACGGAAGCUCGUCCACGAUCCCUUGGAGUGAAGACCGUCGCCUCGCUCGAACGUGCACAAAUACCCUGCACCUUGAUUUUCGACACCGCAGUUGCAUAUAUAAUGGACAAGGUCGAUCUUGUAUUAGUCGGGUCUGAGGCUGUUGUGGAGAGCGGUGGAUUGAUCAAUGCUGUCGGAACGGCUGGGUUGGCUGUCAUCGCGAAGGACAGCGGGCGGCCUUUCUACGCUCUUUUUCUCCGCCACUUCCCAUUAAACCAAUACGACCUCCCAUACCUAUCGAAAUAUCUUCCCGUUCCCGCCCAACACCCUUCUCGAGGUCUGCAAACGCCCAACGCACUUCUAUCCCGCGCCUCUUCGAUCGCCUCCCUUGCUGGAUCAGCCCACGCCGUUGCUGUACCGCCAGCACCAUCACGAGACCUACCCAGGGCGGCAAUGGGCUUGCUGCACGGCACUGGCCUCGCCAACGGCAUGACAAAGGAGCAGAUGGACCAGAACCCGGAAGCCGACUACACUAGGCCUGAGCUGAUCAGCUUGGUCGUCAGCGACGUCGGUAUAUUGACACCUCAAGGUGUCAGCGGCUAUUUGGUCGCCGUCUUUGCGGAUUGA